Molecule: messenger RNA, 384 nt
Organism: Adineta ricciae
Lineage: Eukaryota; Metazoa; Rotifera; Eurotatoria; Adinetida; Adinetidae
Source: the annotation of a GenBank genome assembly
AUGACAAAUUUAAUUGUAGGUGUCCUACUGGUUUCAAAAUUGGUCACAGUUGAGUGCCAUGUACUGCAGAUUUUUGUUUUGAUCGAACUAUUUUAUUUAGCUGUAAGUCCACCAAUCGCUGUUCCGGGUGGUGAUCUUGCACCCACUAAUCGAUCUGCUGUUGGUCUUGCAAAUUCCACAGCGUUAGUUGAAGCGUGGGCUCGAAUUGAUUACAAAUUUGAUCUCAUGUAUUCGAAGCGCGCAUUUAUUCAUUGGUACAUUAGCGAAGGAAUGGAAGAACAUGAAUUCAAUGAAGCACGAGAAAAUUUAGGAGCGUUGGAGAAAGAUUACAUUGAAGCAGGACACGAUCUCGCACGAGUUAAUUCGAUAAGAUCGAAUAUGUGA